Messenger RNA from Eutrema salsugineum, 1226 nucleotides. RefSeq lists its product as uncharacterized. NCBI's taxonomy places the organism in Eukaryota, Viridiplantae, Streptophyta, Magnoliopsida, Brassicales, Brassicaceae. The record is from RefSeq and is a predicted model, not a curated record. The transcript has 5 exons. The coding region runs from base 201 to 1058 and encodes 285 amino acids.
CUGAGAAGAUCAAGUUGAUCAGAUCACACAACAGUCACGUGUGUAUGUCUCUCUGUUUUCUUGUGACGAAGGGGCAGAUUUUCUUUUCAGCUCUUUUUUUUUUUUUUUAAACCAAGUUUCUUUUCAGAUCUUGAUCGAACAAAGAUUCGUUUUGGCUGUGGAGCUUCUCUACAAGCUUUUGCUAAAAUAAGUUUAAGAAAAUGUCGGCUUAUGCGCAUCAGAUGGAGAGGGAAUUUUCAGGUCUCUCCAGCCGAGGCAAUUCCGAGAUGGGGAGUCGCUUUUCGAUAGAAUCUGGAUGUUACAUGACAUCUUUAGCAGCUACCAUCUUUAUUGCUUCUCUUGUAACAUUCGGAGUUCUGAUGCUUACACUUCUUGUAGCUAUAUCAACCAUGUUACAGAGCUGUGAAAACCAGAAUUCUGGAGUCGUCGAGGUUCAAAGACUUGAUGACGAGAGUUUCAGUUACUGCAAAAUCUUGUCUUUACACUCGCAGCUCAAUAGAUUGGAAGAAGAAGAAGAAGACACUACUAGUAUCGAGUUACCAUUGUUAUGCAGAGAUGUUGCUUUACGCAGAAUCAAACAAGGAAUCUACUUGAGAGACUUAAACUUCACUAUCCAAAUGGCUCUCAACUAUUUCCAAACCAUUAAACCGGUGAAAGAUAACCGCGAUGUUGUUGUAAUCGAUAUCGAUGAAAUCAAUCUAUUAGAACAAGAGAGUUACAUUGAAGAAGCAAAGCACCAGAGAAGCAAACUAACACUUGGACUAUAUUAUAAGCUAAGAUCACAAGGCUAUUCAGUGAUUCUGUUUUCAAGAAGACCCGAAAGAGAGAGAAAUUCCACGGCUGAGCAGUUAAAAUCUAGAGGAUACAGAGAUUGGUCCCAUUUGGUCAUGAGGGAAGAUACAAGACAGAAGGAAGAGUUAGAAAGAGGAUACCGCGUGAUUGGAGUCAUUGGUAAUCAUAUGGAUGUGUUAAGAGGCCAGUGGAAUUGGGAAAGCAAGCGUCUGUUCAAGCUUCCAAGUCUUACCUAUAAUGAUAUUCUGGAUUACAGCGAAAGAUGAGUUCGCAGAGUUUUUGAUGUGCAGCGACUCUACUUUUCAACUUCAAAAUGUGUAUAUGUUUUCAAGAGUUCCUGUGAUAUAGUUCUAUACCACUCAAAGAUAAGGUAGACACAUUGUAAAAUUGAUCACAUUACAUGUACCAUUUGUGAUAUACCAUUCUACAUGCAA